GUUUGCUUCAUUCAUAUUUGGCACAAUCAGGAUAAUUGCUACCAAGGUAAAAAUUUCUGCGUUACUUUCAGAUUUGAAUCAGAAAUUGUUUUACUGACAAUCAAGCGCUGUUCUCGAAGGUAUCUUGAACUAGUCGCUAAUAAUCUUAACUCUACUAGUUCAAUUAAAGAUUAACUCCGUGAAGUCAGACCUUGCAGCUGUUUCGAGAAAAAUCUAUUCAAUGGACGAAGAGGUUUCCAAAAAGAAGGCAUGGUGUGAAGAACUUGACAAAGAUAUUGCAGCCCUUGUUGCAUCCGAGAGGAAACUAACAAAGGAGCUUGCUAUCGCAAAUGAUAAACUGGAGAGGGACAGAGAAUUGUACAAACGAUAUAGGGCAAAAAUGGCAGGAUAUACCCAUCAAGUGGCAGAAUACAAGAGAAAGCUCCCCGUCCACAGGAGAAUAACACAACAAAAAGCCAAAAAUACCGAACUCAGCGAAGAGUUAGAACGUCUUCGAUCGCUGGGGAAUGAGUCGAAACUUGAAAACCUAAGAGCAGAGCUGGGUAAAAGAAAAGAACAUAAGAAACAGCAAGAGGAAUCGACGGCUUUAAACAAGUUAAUGCAACAAGAGGAGAACGAUAGGCAGGCAGAACUGACCAGAGAGACCCUGCGGAAGCCAAACAAAGCUCAAUAGAAAAGAAUGAAGCAUCAGUGGAAUCAGCCUCACGCAACCAAUACUGAAACUGUCAAGUUUUUAAAGAAGGUUCCCUGAUGUCACGCAACCUGCUCGGCAUAAUAAGAAGAAUUAACUACAGGGGAAAAAGACAUGAUUAAGCUUUACUACGUAUAUUUCAAUCUAGCGACUUAUUAUUUCCCUACAACUAGGACGAGUUUUAACCUAACUGAAGGUUCAUUUUACAUAUUUACCACAGUGUGGUCAGUUACCCAUAUUGUAUCCAUUUUGAAGUUGAUUAUGCACAGUGUGCGAAGGAUUCUGCGAAACUUUGACGUGAGUCAACAAAAUAGGGAAUUGGUUAGCCAGUUGGAAAGUCUGCCUGAUGACGUAUUUCGGCGUCUGUUGAAAGCGCAACUUACCACGUGGAUGUGUUUGUGACCUUGGGAUUUUUCAGACUGGUUUCAAUUUCUAAACAUCUCGUGCUAAUUAAAUGAAAGGGCUGUAUUGCAGUAAGGGUAUCGCAAGUUGGUAAUGAAUCUUUCCGCAUUCCUCGACGUAAAGAUCUCGUGUUCCGCUGCAGUUUAGUCGUAUAGAAGAACUUUAAAAUAUCCAGCUGAAGACCGUGGAUUGCUGUUUUCAAGAGUAACAAAAUUCUUUUGUUUUUAUUCCGUGAGGAAAGCGUGUCCUUCAUUUAACGGAAUACCAAUAGUUGUCAAUUUGAAAACAAAUUACCUCAGGGUUAGGUGAUCCCUCACAAAAGAGUCAAUCUUGACGCCCACAUAGGAAAACAAAUAUCCAUUCUUUGCUUUAUGACAGUCAGGGUACAAAGCAAUAUUCAUUGUCUAAUAGUUGAUUUGUAACAGUAUUUAUUAUGAGCGAUUAAUUUCCAACUGUGACCUUGGCUGUAAAAUCGCUUGUAUUGCAAACCUUUUCAUUUACGUAGUUACCUUACUCUUUUGCAGUCAAGGUUAAUAAAAUCAUGAAAAUAGAUAUUUAUAGCUCAGUACCAUUAACGACUUUGUUUUCGGAAGCACUAUUAAAAGAAACUUAAUCUU
Molecule: messenger RNA, 1710 nt
Organism: Pocillopora damicornis (cauliflower coral)
Lineage: Eukaryota; Metazoa; Cnidaria; Anthozoa; Scleractinia; Pocilloporidae
Source: RefSeq, a predicted model, not a curated record